This is a messenger RNA of Suillus fuscotomentosus, 2995 nucleotides long. RefSeq lists its product as uncharacterized. Gene Ontology annotation, molecular function: metal ion binding. The coding region runs from base 170 to 2686 and encodes 838 amino acids. Lineage: Eukaryota; Fungi; Basidiomycota; Agaricomycetes; Boletales; Suillaceae. The transcript has 7 exons. The record is from RefSeq and is a predicted model, not a curated record.
UUUUCUUGUUCGUUGUUUCAUAAUAUUGCUCUUAUAUGGACCCUAUCGCAAUUGUUGACUUACUAGCUAGCAGCGUCCCCGGACGCAGAGAUUAGCUCCAUCUCACCCUUCGCUUUCGGACUUUUCUUGCUUUGUGUCCCUAAUCAUUCACUUUUGACGCCCUCUAGCGAUGCCGCAGACGCUAACUCUACCUCCCGCUGUUAUCUUUGAGCCUGACGAUGUAUCUGAACCUGGUUCAGUAUUAACCAGUCAACGAUUUCCCCACACCCGUGCCCAAUUAUUAGCUAUAAUCCGUCAGCAGAAGGGCGGUGCAGACGGCAUUGAUGGAGAUGGAGACGUAGAGGAAUCAAUCCGCAUCAGCACCUCUUUUGUGACCAAAGUAGCAGGAUUUCUUGCUAAUGAGCAAGAGGAUGAACUUAAAGAAUCAUUGAAGACUACUUGUGGAGUAGAAGACGACAUGCUCGAACAACAUGUCUUAGAUUUGAUGCAUAGACACCAUGACGAUGUAGCAGGCGUGCCUUUCCUUUUCUUGACUCCAACAAGACGGCCAUCUCGACCCUCUUCUCGCGCUUCCACCCACUCUGCUGCUCGGUUCAUCCCCAACAGACCAGAUACCCCCACCUCAGUACCCAACUCUCCUCUUGCUAUCGGUUUUCGUAGGCCACAUACACCUGCUGGUUCCCCUCUUGUAACUGGAAACGCAACCUCAUACAUGACUGCACGUAGUGUUUCACCAAUGAACUCACCAACACUCGCGCAUGCACAGGCACAAGUACAUCCUCAGUUCACUUCGAGCCUUCCAUCAUCGCCAAUAUCCUCUCCUCGACUUUUGAGUGCAAAAGCAACCGAGUUCAAGCCCAUUCCCCGGCCCCUAUCUGCAGCUGCAGCUUCUUCCGCCUCCGGAACCCUUUCUGGAUAUAGAACCGAGACACCAUCUCCUGACCCGUGGUCCCAUAGUCAGCUCAGAGCAACUUCUAACCUUGCCAUCGCCGCGCCGUUGGUACCGGGCGAUACUUUACAGCCCCGGGCUGUAACUCCAAGCUCCCUCCGCUCGUCUCUUAGGCCAGGGGAGGACGACGAAGAGGACGACCCAUUCGAUCCCUUCGCACCCAACACAGCAUCCAACUCCUUCCAUCCAAUUACAAUCACUGACUUUGACCAGUGGAUGGAUAGUGCCUCAAUCUCACCCGAUGAUCCACUUACACAAAGUUACUACCAGCAUGCCUAUGAUUAUGACCCACAGUUCGAUGGAACAGUCGAUGACGCAGAGGGGACAGGGUACUUGACAGAUGGAAUGACACCUCUUGAUGUCCUUAGCUCGGUGUUCGGAUCCACCCUUGCGCCAUCCGAGCUUGAAGAUGCACUUUCUCAGAACGGCUAUGAUUUUGACCGUGCUAUGGCAUGGCUUCACAGCCAACCUCGUAUGCGGUCCAUGGGAGGACGAGUGACAUUAGUGGCUAGGGAUAGUAGCGCAGGGGUAGUACAUGGGGGACGCGGAGACUUCCAAGCCGCCCGAGGUUCUACCAGAGGCAACGGACGACCCGUUUCCGGCGGAAAUAGGGUUUGCCGCUAUUACCUUGCGGGCGAAUGCUUGCGAGCCGAUUGCCGCUUCAGUCACGAUCUAGAGAGAGCGCUCUGCCGGUUCUGGUUGCGUGGGACCUGUGCCAAACAGGAUCAAUGUGAAUUUUUGCAUCACCUUCCCAAAGACGUUGAUGUAGCCAGUGUGACUGGUGCAUUGUCACGGACUAGUCUCAGCAACUCUAGUACCCGCACUACAAGCCCUCCACCUGAUGAGUUUCCAGCUUUAGGACCUGAUACUUCUCGUAAUCGGAGAGGUUACGGCGCCCGUGAUGGCCAUUGGCAACACGAUCCCGGUCGCACGAGAUUCGCAGCAGCCGUAAAGAGACCAGCUCCUACUCCAGUGCAGGUGGACCGCACAACGGCCACUCGCUCGUCAAUCUCAUCGAAUGCAUCUGUGGAUAACUUGCACAUCCGCACCUCGAUUGUGGCGCCAAAGCCAUCGCCUCGCAUCAAGUUACGUCCCCCGGCGCUAUUGCCCACGCUACCCACUGGGGAAUCAAUCAAUGCUUUAUAUAUGUCUUAUCGAUCUCGAGCACUGCAACUGGGUGCUGCUCGGAAUGCACGCGGCGAUGGUGCCGCAGCCAAACGAUUUAGCAGGGAGGGUCACGAUCUCAAUGCUAAAAUGGGCCAUGAGAUGACGACAGCAGCUAGUAAACUUGUCAGGGAACGUGCAAAAGUUGCCGAACAAGCUGUGAAGAGCCGAGAUCUUGGCUGGUCUGAUGAUGCCGGAGAUCGAACUGCGCGUGGCCGAACCUGUGGAGGAGGUUUGGGAGUAUGUCUAGGCGUAGCCAGCACCACCACAGGCGGUGAUUCGAAAUUAACGUCAGAAGAGAGAACCGAAUGUAUGCUUGAUCUUCACGGUUUACAUUCGAACGAGGCAACAGACGUUCUCGAAGAAUUUUUGCUUGCUCUCGAGCGGGAACAUUUCCUUGGUCUCGCUUUCCUUAUUGUUGGAGAAGAAAAGCACACAGGAACGCAGGACACAGCACGUGGUGCCUCGCGGGCUCGGCUCGCUUCGGGCGUGCGAGAAUGGCUUCAUCGGUGGGGUUAUCCUUGGAGCGAGCGCGAUGGCAUCAUAUGUGUAGAUGCUCUUACCCACGGUUGAGGACGCCGUUGGUGCAAUGUCCACACUACCGGAGGCAGGAGAAUGACUCUUUGGUUAAGACUGGUAUUUGCUUUGAAAUGGAAUACUGUGAAGGAUAAUGUGUUAUUAAGCAGAUCUAUUCAUGAAGGUUGUAUGAUUGUACAAACAGGGGCAAAAAAUGUGAUUUUAUCUUUUCCCAUCUUAUGUCGUGUUAUACCGUUCCAUCGGACACUUACUACUUGAAAUUGCCUGAACUCCCUAACGAUGUGCUUUGCGGUGCCUGUGCGGAUAGUUUAUACUUAUCCUUCAUUUUUAAUUGAUCGAGUCUAG